CGCCGCGCCGGCAGUGCACCCGCGCGCUUCGCUUUAUACGCACGUACCGAUACCGUAUCGCGAUCUCUACUGAUAAAUCGAUAAGGAUCCAACGGGAGAAUCUAGUGUUGUGCUUGUGAUAAAACUGAUCUCUGUUAUUGACAAACGUGUUAUCAAUUGUAUGCAUACGUCUCGACGGAGGUGAUUGGUGUAGCGUGAGAGAUACUUGAAGCAGUUGAGCUCUGUUAGGAGUUUUCUUUAAUUGUAUAAACAAGUGUAAGAAGAGCAUGCAGCAGCAGUUGUGAGCGUGUAGUGAGUGCAACAUGUUCGGGGGCGGCGGCGGCGCGAGCGGCGGCUACGGCGGCGGCGGCGGCGGCGGGGACUGCGCCGAGGGCUACGGGCUGGGCUACAUGGCCGGCGGCGGCCGCCUGCAGCAGUACGCCGCUCACUUCGCCCCGCACCAGAAUGUGUGGCAUCACCACCACGCCGCGCACCACGACGGUUACGGCGGCGGCGGGGUGGGCGGCGUGGGCUCGGUUGCCGGCGGGCUGUACGGACAGAACGUGGUGAUGGGCUCGUGGUGCGCGCCCUACGACGCCCUGCAGCGUCCGCCCGCUUAUGAUGGCGUGCUGGAGGCGUACGAGGAGGGCCGCGAGUGCGUCAACUGUGGCGCCAACAACACGCCGCUGUGGCGGCGCGACUCCACCGGCCACUACCUGUGCAACGCGUGCGGCCUCUACCACAAGAUCAACGGCGUGAACCGUCCUCUCGUGAAGCCGAGCAAACGGCUGAGCGCGGCGCGGCGACACGGCCAGUGUUGCACCAACUGCGGCUCGCGCAACACGACGCUGUGGCGGCGCAACCACAACGGCGAGCCGGUCUGCAACGCCUGCGGACUCUACUACAAGCUGCACGGCAUUAAUCGACCUCUUGCGAUGCGGAAGGAUGGCAUCCAAACAAGAAAAAGAAAACCGAAAAAGUCAGGAAGUGCUGCGAAACCGGCUCAGGAUGGAACUAAAAAAGAGGGGCACAGUUCACCCGGGAUGGAUGGAGACAGCAAGCCGGGCAUGUCGGAAGUACCGUUGCCGCUGACGUCGUCGAUGUCUAGCCACAGCGCGCAGGCGAAGCAGGCGCGCGAGCACGGCACGCCGGAGCCGGCGCACGCGCAGCUCGCCGCGCAGCACGCGCAGCACCCGCAGCACCCGCAGCAUCCGCAGCACGCGCAGCACGCGCAGCACGCGCAGUACCCGCUGCCGCUGGCGUCGUCGCCCGCGCUCUUCCCCAACCCUUCGCUGUUCAACAUCAAGAGCGAGCCGAGCGCCGCCGGCGGCUACGAGGGCUACGCCUCGCACGCCCCCGCGCACUACCACUCGCAGCAGCACUACUUGCACGCGUUACAGUACGGGCUCAGUAACGGCGAGGAAGAGGAAGGCAGCGGGUUCCUGCACCAGCGCAACGUGACCGCGCACGCCAAGCUCAUGGCGUCCACGUAGCGUCGCCACCACUGCACUGAAGGUAGUGCGCGGUACCGGCAGGCGGGCAGGCUGUGGUGAUAUUGGUAACCACGAAACGCUGUUUCCGCUGCGGAAAUACACUACCACGUUAACCCAGCGUGGGAACAAGGACUCACCCAGGAAAGGAAACGUCAAAAGCAAAGAUACCCUCCAAUGUCUGAACACGAGCGCCGAGGACCAAAAAGUCACUCAGCACAAAAUUUACUCAACAAAACUAGACGGCUAAUGGGGAUGUGAAGUUACUACGAUUAGAACACUAGUGCUGUUAGUACGUACCGUGCCAGUUGCGCCUACGAUAAAGGACUAAAUACUUCCAAAAUCCAGGAUGUAUAAUUGUGCUCUUGGAUCAACUUAUACGAAUAUAGUUUAGAAGCUGCUUGGUUUAAUAUAGCCAAAAGAGAAUUGUUGUCUUUCAAUAUAAUUUUAUUGUUGUAAAAUUGUGAUUGUGAUCUUUGGAAAAUAUUCAAUUCAAUUUUCCUAUAUUAUAUUUACCAUAAUAUUUAAAACUAGAUAAAUAAUAAUUAUGUAAUUUUAACUAAAUGUAAAGUAAAAAGGAAAACAUUUUUAAGUCGUAUCAAUGUAUAAUUAUAGAGAUCUCUAUUUGAAGCGAAUCUAGGGAAAGAUGAAUUGUAACAUAAUUAGGUUUGACUGUAAAGUGUUGUACAUAUUAAAUGCAUGACUAGCCAUAAUAUUCAGACUGUAUUUAGUUAGUUGUAUAUUUGUAUAAGUAGGUACCAUAUUUUUGGUGAUAAGACAUAUCUUGGAAGGAGUUCCACUAAAGAAUAGAGAUAACAGAGCUCCAUAUGUUCUAGAUAGGACAAGGUCUGGGGUUCCUGGCCACUCAUGAUAGAUACUAGUUUUAUUAAUAUUUAACUUUUACAAACCAACGACACUGCCUUUUACUAAUGCUAUACCUAACCCUCUGACCGUGUUUUUUUUUAUCACUACAAUAAAAUACAUCGCUUUAACAACAAAUAGCAGUACGAAUAUUUCGCCAUCUAGCGAGAUUCAGAGAAACAAUAUCGAUCGACCAAAACAAAAAUGGCGGGAUAACAACGUCAAUAAACAUAAAAAAUACGAGCACGUCGUAAUCGCGGGAUGCGUAAAAUUAAACUAGUAGAUACUGCACGCGGAAAUCGCGGAAUGUCGGCUCAGAGGGUUAAGAGAGAUGUAUUUAUUUAUUAAAAGUAAACCCCUAUAUACUAUUCAAGCAUUAUUCCAGUUUUUUGAAGAUGGCAAUACUGACAUAAUAGGUGCACCUAAAUACAUCUAACCUGAAGAGUUAAGUAGGUAAUUUGGUGGGUGGUUGGUGCUAAACGUUACAAUUUAUAUGAUAAUAAAAUAUAGACAUUUUCUAAUAUUGUUUUGUAUAAAUAUCCCCAGAACCUGCACAUUAUCCGAACAUUCUUGAAUCACUUAUGAUACCUAAUAAAAAUAAUAAAGUUGUUAAUAAAUAUAAAAUGUAUUUUACAAAGUCGCUGUCCAGGUCUCCAAGGAAGACUAAAUAGGUAUCGAUUGAAACAAUAAUAAAACAAGUAUUACUAUAGUUUAUUAUAUUUAGUAUUAUAUAAAUAUUUGUUAUUUUUAUCCUUAACAGUAACGGUCAACACUGUUUGGGGACGAAUAAGGGAAUGUGCCACCGUUACGUUGUAUAUAAAAAUUGCUAUUAUGUAAACUAAGUAAUAAACAGUAUUCGUAUUGUCACCUUUAUACACUAUGGACUAGUACACAAAAUAACAACUAGAACUCUUCUUUGCAUGAUUUUUUAUUGGUGAAAUAAAUCAAGAUGAUAUAUUUUUUUUUUUUUAGUACGUUUGUUCCGUUUGGAACAGGCUAAGGUCGGAGACCAUGCUGCCUAGUCUUCAAAAAGAUAAUUUGUCUGGAAUCAAGAUGAUAUAAUUCAUGUUCAAAAUUAAAGGAAAAAUGGUUAAGAAAAUAAAUUUGACAGCUAUGUUUUUUUUCUGCAAUGGACAUUAAAAAGGUAUCCAGACACGAUCAAUUUAAAAUGAACUUGGACUUUUAUAUAAUUUUUCGGCAUUCAAUGUUAUGAUGGAAAUUUCCACCAUUAUGCAAAGAAGGGUGAACAUUUAAAGUGUAAUUCUAAGACCCGAAUGGGUGAGGGUGAGCAGGGCAUGGGGCAAGAGGCUGAAUGGCGCCUUAUCACUAGAUUCACUUGUGUGUCAUUAUUAUAUGUAUUUUUUCAGAACAGUUAUUCAUCAACAGUUUCACAUAAAUUUAAAUAUCUACUUUUUAAACAUAUUGUAUGUAGUAAUAUGAGUGUACCAAAACGGUAUAGGUUCCACUUGAUUGUUUUAUAAAAAUAAAUGUUUGAUUUCAUAAUAAAAAAGGUAAAAUGUUCGUAGUAAUAUGAAUGCUUUCAAUAUUUCAGUGAGCAGUAAAUUAUUUUAUAAGACAGUAAAUGUAUUAAAUUAUAAGGCGUCAUCCAGUGUAGAAUUCAGGUUGUGGGGCUGCAACUGUAUAAAACAACCAUGACUUUAUUAUGUAUGCAAUAAUCUCACUAUGACGUCACUCUCUAUGAGACUGACUCUAUGGAUAACUAUCUAGUUUAGUUGAAUACUUAAAUGGCAUUUAUUAAGUAAAUUGUACAUAUUAGUUCAUUUAGAUAAUUACAAUAGUAUUUGUAACAGUUUCAGACUUCGCACACAUUGUAUCACAGUACUUAAGGCUAUAGUAACGGAGAUAUAUGUACAAAUUGUACUAUUACUAUGUAAAAUACAUAUUUCGAGCACG
Galleria mellonella (greater wax moth) is the source of this 4244-nucleotide messenger RNA. RefSeq names its product GATA-binding factor A-like. Bases 303 to 1472 code for a protein of 389 amino acids. Gene Ontology annotation, biological process: positive regulation of transcription by RNA polymerase II; negative regulation of transcription by RNA polymerase II; cell fate commitment. The record is from RefSeq and is a predicted model, not a curated record. Lineage: Eukaryota; Metazoa; Arthropoda; Insecta; Lepidoptera; Pyralidae. Gene Ontology annotation, molecular function: zinc ion binding; DNA-binding transcription factor activity, RNA polymerase II-specific; RNA polymerase II cis-regulatory region sequence-specific DNA binding. The transcript is spliced from 9 exons.